AUGGGUCAGACUGCAUCGGCGAAUGCCCCUUCAAACCUCAGCUAUACCAGUGAAACAGAUGUAAUGAUAGCUUACGAUAAACGAGCUGUGAGAUCUGUCAGUACUCCAGAGCUCACAUCGUACAGGGCCAACAUCAAGGGCAAAGCUCUCAAUGACCCGGUCACAAAAGCAGAAUUGGUAGAUCUGCUUCGAUUGCAUGGCAUCAAUGACACACUCAGCACCCUGCUAUUCAAUUUUUUUCAAACGCUGUCAAACUUCCCUAUGAUCAAGGACUGUUACGAAAACGUCACAUACGUCGGAGUUUUGAAAAGCUGUGUGUUAGUGAGCAAGCAGAGGUGCUUGAAAUACGUGCGGGACAAAUCGUACAACCAUGUCAAGCUUAUAUUUAUAGCACUGGCGCUGAGUAAGAAUGUGAAAGAGGUUACUGGCACUCCUAGUUCCGAUAUAUCGCUCGAUGUGCCAGAUAUCAUUUCUGGUUUUAACAAUGUUCAGACCGAUGAGCUCACGAUACCUGCAGAUUCAAUGCUGGAGUUUGUUACCUUGAUGCUGCGAAUAUCUAUGCUAACUUUGACCAAAAACUCGACGCUUGAUGUAAAACUUUCGGAGAAGUGGGACUCCUUCCGAACCUUCGCAUUGAACAUCGUACGAACUAUGAACACUAGCAUUGUAACCUCACAAGACACUUUAAAACAUGUUAUCGCUUAUGAAGAUUUCCAAGAGGUGGUAUCUUCAACAUGCCCAAACUUACUGCUGCCUCUAGAGAUGUUGGUGGAGCACGUUUUAUUCUUGGAAAGAGAUCUGAAAGAACCACCGGCCUCAAACAUUCCAAUGGCGGAAUCGAAACUUGUUACUGCACCUCUGUUAUCUCAGCUUUCCACUUUCUGGCCUCGCGAGCUGGUCUUUUCAAAACUACAGAAGCUUUAUGUAGGUAGAGACAACGGGUUCUCAAUGCGCUCAUUUCAAGCAAAAGUUUUCAAGUGGAUGGCACCAUCAUUGCUGUUAGUCAAUGGGAUACGAAUUCCUGACGACGAUGAAUACGCGAGGUCAAAAAAUCAUAGGUAUCAAAACUUUCUAAAUGACUACCCACGUCUCAGAGGUGAAGACCAGCAGCUUCUCCCACCGUUUGCCGGUAAAAAGAAGCUCCUUUUUGCUGUAUACGUCGCUGAACCCUGGAAAGUCACCAAUUCAGAGCUUUUUGGCGAUACAAAGACGACCAUUAUACAAUUGUCGCCGGUUCAAGAGAUUUUCAAAGCUUCUAGACCUGAGAACAUAUGCUUCAAUACACUGGGGGGUGGUAUUGGAGUAGGAAGCUCAAUUCCUGUCAUUAAGAAUUCUAACAGGCGGUAUAUGCCCGGAAACGUUUCGUUAAAUAUAGACCCCAACCUAGAGUUUGGGACUUUUAGAAACGUCGGACCUGGUGGCAGCAUCAGUCCUGGAUCUCUCACAACUGCCAGCAGUGAACACAAAUUCUUGAUACAGGAUAUCGAGGUUUGGGGGUGCGGCGGAGAAAAAGAAUUAGAAGAGCAAAUGAAGAAUUGGGAGUGGGAAGAAGCUGAGGCUAAAAGAAGGCAGCGCAUCAACCUGAAGAGUAUCAAUGACGACCGGGCCUUAUUGGAAUUGGCAGGCCUGGUCGGUCAAAAUCAGAGUGGAGGUUCGGUUUGA
Messenger RNA from Lachancea lanzarotensis, 1662 nucleotides. RefSeq names its product LALA0S01e16072g1_1 (gene RTC5). The transcript has a single exon. The record is from RefSeq and is a predicted model, not a curated record. Bases 1 to 1662 code for a protein of 553 amino acids. Lineage: Eukaryota; Fungi; Ascomycota; Saccharomycetes; Saccharomycetales; Saccharomycetaceae.